AUGGCCAAUUUAAAGCAAACUCCAUUAACAUGCAGUGGUCAUACACGUCCGGUAGUGCACUUAGGAUUUAGUGAAGUUACAGAAAGUGGAUAUUUUCUUAUUUCUGCUUGUAAAGAUGGACAACCUAUGUUGCGACAAGGAGAUACGGGGGAUUGGAUAGGAACUUUUAUGGGACAUAAAGGUGCAGUAUGGAGUGUUACAUUAAAUGCAAAUGCUACAAGAGCAGCUACAGGUUCAGCUGAUUCUCAUGCUAAGCUUUGGGAUGCCAUCACUGGAGAAGAAUUACAUUCAUUUCAGCAUAAUCGAAUUGUCAAAGGUGUAGCAUUUUCUCAAGAUUCAAGUCUUCUUGUAACUGGUUCCACGGAAAAAUUGAUUCGUAUAUUUGACAUAAAUAAACCUGAGUCGAGACACACGGGAGCAAUCAAAGAUGUAACAUUUUUAGAAGAUAAUUUAAUUGUUUCAAUCGCCCAAGAUCAAACAAUGAAAAUAUGGGACAGACGUACAGGUACCAGCAGUCAACAACUCACUCUUGCAACGUCUCCCAACAGCAUGGAAAUUUCCAAAGAUGGUACCAUUAUAACCAUUUCUCAUGGUUGCAGCGUUACUUUUUUGAAAAAAAGCUAUGGUUUAAGCCUGGUUCGUGAAGUUAAAAUUCCUACUCAAGUUAAUUCAGCAUCCCUUCAUCCUGAUAAAAGCAUUUUCGUAUGCGGAGGAGAAGAUCUCAAAAUGUAUAAAUUUGAUUACACGACUGGUUGUGAAAUUGAAUCAUUUAAAGGACAUUUUGGACCCGUACACUGCGUUAAAUUUUCUCCAGAUGGGGAAUUAUAUGCUUCAGGCUCGGAAGAUGGAACAUUAAGACUUUGGCAGACGACCGUUGGAAAAACAUACGGACUUUGGAAGUGCUUAGAUUCCUCGGAGAAUGUUUGUGGUCUUAUUCCAAAAACAGAAGUGCCAACCAAUUAA
Pediculus humanus corporis (human body louse) is the source of this 963-nucleotide messenger RNA. Its product is annotated as serine-threonine kinase receptor-associated protein, putative. Gene Ontology annotation, cellular component: SMN complex. The record is from RefSeq and is a predicted model, not a curated record. Bases 1 to 963 code for a protein of 320 amino acids. The transcript is spliced from 6 exons. NCBI's taxonomy places the organism in Eukaryota, Metazoa, Arthropoda, Insecta, Psocodea, Pediculidae. Gene Ontology annotation, molecular function: RNA binding; protein binding. Gene Ontology annotation, biological process: spliceosomal snRNP assembly.